CUUGGGAUUGGAAACCGGAUAGGGUAUAAACGCUGAAAAUAUAUCUGAGUCUCAUCCUUUAUACUUUGGGGAGAGAGAGAAGUACGACGCAUCCCCUCUCUAUCUCUCCACUCUCUAGGCAAAUCUCUUCUUCUUGAUUGAUCGAUUAUUUCGUCUUCAAGAAGAACGGCAUAUCCAAAAAAAAAAAAGAGAGAGGAGAGAAAGAAAAGGUUUGUGACCCACGAGUAGAUAAACGGAAAAAUUAUUUUUCACCAUGGAUUUGACUUCCACUACCACCAUAUCUACCUCCGACGCAGCUCUUGACGACAAAGAGUCUUCCGUUGAUCCGUUCCUGGUCGAGGCUCUUCAAAAUCCUCGUCAUCGUCUUACCAUUUUGCGGAUGGAACUUGAUAUCCAGAAGUUUUUACAACAUUCUGACCAGCAACAAUUCGAAUUCCAACAUUUUCCCACAUCCUACCUUCGGCUUGCUGCACAUCGUGUUGCUCAACACUAUGGGCUGAUAACUAUGGUUCAUGAUAGCAGUUUAGGUGGCGUGGGAAGCAGAAUUGUGGCGAAGAGAGCAGUUGAAUUCAGAUGCCCUGCUGUCCGAUUGUCUGAAAUUCCGGCGAAUCACUCAGAAAACGAUAAAAGUGAGCAGAUUAAAAUUGCUAUUAAGCCGAGGCCAAAUAAUGGAUCUGUCAAUGAAGCAAAUCAAAUUGGUAUCAAAAGAUCUCCUGUGCGGAGUGUGGAGGAGAGGAAGGAAGAAUAUGACAGGGCACGAGCACGCAUUUUCAGUAGCCCUAGCAGUCCCGAUUCUGAUGAUUCUUCUGUGAUUUCUAUUGAUGCAAAAAAUGAGUCUCCUAUCCGAGAUGCGUGUGAAAACUACAGAGGCUACGUGGUUGAUCCAGAGAAAAAUAUUUCUGCUCGGGAUGGUACAUCACGGGUAGCCAUUUUCAGGGAUAGAGAGAAGGAUCAAUAUGAUCCAGAUUAUGAUCGGAAUUAUCAAAGAUAUGUUGGAAGCAUUCCUCGUAACCAGAGCUUUGGCUUGGCUCCUUACAAUAUGCAGAAGAUACCACAUCCAUUCAUGCAGUAUGAUUCUGCUUUUCCUCAGUUCGGUCAGAUUGCAAGUACUCAACCUCUCCCCAGUUAUUGCGUCCCUGCAACGCCAGCUGUAAGCCCUUUUUGUGACGUGGGAUUGAAUCCAACUUCUGGAGAUGGUGCUUACAUGCAGUGGCCAAGUGCUACAAUGAUGUAUUUUCAUCGGUAUGAUCACUUUAGACAUGCUGUAACUCAGGCAGCAUUUUGUCACCAACCUCUGAGCUCCGAUUACUCGCAGAAUGGUUAAAUGAUGAGAUGUCUUUAUAUUUUUCUUAAUGCGAGGAGGGUCUAUUAAUUUUGCUGAUUUGCUUUGCUUUGCUAGGACCAUUGUUUGAAGACAAUCUUAGACCGUUGGUUAAGUGUAACAAUGAUGUUUGAGAACAUUCUUUUUUCUUAUCUGAAACCUUGCUUGACAA
Hibiscus syriacus is the source of this 1493-nucleotide messenger RNA. RefSeq names its product cAMP-regulated phosphoprotein 21-like. Gene Ontology annotation, molecular function: nucleic acid binding. The coding region runs from base 254 to 1324 and encodes 356 amino acids. Lineage: Eukaryota; Viridiplantae; Streptophyta; Magnoliopsida; Malvales; Malvaceae. The record is from RefSeq and is a predicted model, not a curated record. The transcript is spliced from 4 exons.